This is a messenger RNA of Dendronephthya gigantea, 1237 nucleotides long. RefSeq names its product serine/threonine-protein kinase/endoribonuclease IRE1-like. Bases 40 to 1047 code for a protein of 335 amino acids. Gene Ontology annotation, biological process: protein phosphorylation; intrinsic apoptotic signaling pathway in response to endoplasmic reticulum stress; IRE1-mediated unfolded protein response. The transcript is spliced from 3 exons. NCBI's taxonomy places the organism in Eukaryota, Metazoa, Cnidaria, Anthozoa, Malacalcyonacea, Nephtheidae. Gene Ontology annotation, molecular function: protein serine/threonine kinase activity; ATP binding; RNA endonuclease activity. The record is from RefSeq and is a predicted model, not a curated record. Gene Ontology annotation, cellular component: IRE1-TRAF2-ASK1 complex.
AAUACCGCAGAUCAACUUACUGAAGCCAAUGGUACGUUAAUGAAAAAAGACAGUUUUUCGGAGUUUUCUGGUACUUCUUUGAAAGAUGGAAGCAAGCCAAGCCUUGUCGAAAAAAACUUUAGCCUCAGCGAUGAAGUUACUACCAUAAAACAUCGCGAGAAAAUUAUGUUCCUGAAAGCUAAGGAUUGCAAUGAAUUACGAGAGACAAAAAUACCUCUGAAAUCUUUCUCGAAGGACAAAGCACUAAGAAUUGGAAAAGGAUCGCUGGGCACGCACGUUUAUGUUGGUCUGAUGGAGGACGGGCGGGAAGUUGCCGUGAAAAAAAUUAUAAAAGAAACAUGUGAUCUCUUAGCCCAAAACGAAUUGGAGAUCUUUCGUCUAACUAAGGAUAUUAGAUCACCAUACAUAGUAAACUACUGGUACUUUGACGCUGAUGACUUUUAUAUGUACCUGGUAAUCGACCUGUGUGAGGAAAGUUUGAAUGACUAUGUUGUUGAGACUUGUUCUCUUGAGUACUUACGGAAACAUGGUGUCCGAAUGAUAGAAGAAAUAUUACUCGGGCUGCAAGUUCUUCACGAAAAGGGAAUCCUGCAUAGAGAUCUUAAGCCAUCAAAUAUUCUUGUUAGCGUUGAUGGCCGUAUGCAGUUGGCAGAUUUUGGGAUCAGUCGUGUGCUUAAUGAUGACGAAACAACAGCUCUAACAGAACCAAAAGGAACCGAUGGUUGGAUUCCACCUGAAGUAAUUAAAGAAAUGGAUAACAAAGGCAGCAAGGGACGCUAUAAAAGAAAAUCGGAUGUGCACGUUGCUGGAAUGAUUGCAUUCUUUAUUUUGACCAAAGGUGAACACCCGUUUGGCCCUCGACUAGAACGUAUGUCAAAUAUUUCGAAAGGAGAACCUAUUUCCUUGAAUAAAGUUACGGCACCAAAUGCUCAGCAAUUUAUUUCCGAGCUGAUAAGUCAUAAUAUUGAACACAGGCCGUAUGUUGAGGAUGCCUUGAAGCAUUGUUUUUUUAAAGAACAAAGUGAAUCAAUUGUGCAUGAUAAUUGAAUAAUUAUAGGGAAUAAGCAGAAUUUAGAGAGCUAGAUGUAUGCUGAAGUAAUUAACUCAUACCAAGAGAUAAGUAAAUCAUAUAAUAGGAGAAAAUUACGUUGAUGCUCUAAACUCUCUUGGUAUUCCAUCCUUAAAUGUCCACCAUGAAUAUUUUUGUGAUAAUCCAUUCAAAUCAGUGUCUGACACU